Molecule: messenger RNA, 1705 nt
Organism: Microstroma glucosiphilum
Lineage: Eukaryota; Fungi; Basidiomycota; Exobasidiomycetes; Microstromatales; Microstromataceae
Product: DnaJ-domain-containing protein
Exons: 3
Coding region: 77-1408 (443 amino acids)
Cellular component (GO): nucleus; cytoplasm
Molecular function (GO): heat shock protein binding
Source: RefSeq, a predicted model, not a curated record
CAAAAGUGUUGCUCUGAGACAGUCAAUCGCAAAUACCGUCACGUCCAGAUUCGAGUUUUGUACCGCACAGGCAAAGAUGGACGACAAAGCCGAUCCUGCACUACAGUUCUUCCCCGAAGGAGAGGUAGACCUGUAUGGAGCUUUGCAGGUGGACAAAGAAGCGGGACAGGACGAGAUUAAGAAGGCGUAUCGGAAGAUGGCGCUUCGCUAUCAUCCCGACAAGGUCCUCUCCAGCAGCUCCACAUCCUCCAUCGAUCCACACCAGAAGUUCCAGCAGAUCGGAUUUGCCUACAGCGUCCUCUCCGAUGAAGCUCGACGCAAGCGGUAUGACGCUACAGGCAGGACCAACGAGUCUAUGUUUGAGCAGGACGGCUUCAGCUGGGAUGACUACUUCAAGGAGAUGUGGCAGGGUAGUGUCAGUGGAGAAAAGCUGGACGAGUUCAAGAAGAAGUACCAGCACUCGGAAGAGGAGAGGGACGACCUUUUGGAAGCGUACGAGACAGCCGAAGGCGACCUAGCCACAAUCUUCACCCUCGUGCCCUGCUCAGAGAUCCUCGAAGACGAAGAACGCUUCAUCUCCCUCAUCAAUGCCGCCAUCAAGUCUGGCGAGCUCGAAGCGCUGCCAAAGUGGAAGAAGACGACGGGCGAUGAGAAGGGCAGAAAGAAGAUGAGGGCAGGAGCUCGUAAAGAGGCGAAUGAGGCCGAGGAGUACGCCAAGGAGCUGGGCGUAUGGGAUGAUCUGUAUGGCAAGGGACGUAAAGGUGGGGCUAGUGGCGACAAGGGGGAAGCCAAGAAGCCGAAGAAGGCAGUGGGCAAGGACGAAGAGGUGGAAGUCGUUGGGGACGUCUCGAGUGACGAGGAAGAGGGAGGCGACGAAGAGGACGAGGAAGAAGAGGACGAGCCCAUUCAGGCCAAGAAGCGAAACAAGCAGCCCACUGCUGCUUCGUCUUCGAACAAGAAGCCGAAGGCCGCAUCUAAAGCAAAAGCUGGGGCGAGCUCCAAGUCCAAGGCAGGGUCGAGCAGCUCAGCAUCAAAGCCCAAGAAGCCCUCAUCAAAGAAGGCUAAAGGAGGCGAAGCGACCGAGGAAGAAGAUGGCGAUAUGGAUGGUCUCCGUGCGCUGAUGGCCAAACGAGGCGAGGAGCGCAACCGAGGUUUCAACAGCAUGAUUGCCCGCAUGGAAGCCCAAGCUCAAGCAGAAGCCUCUGCUAAAGGUGGUGGAAAGAAGAAAAAGGGAGGUGGAAUGCCCAUGUUUGAUGAGCCUCGGAGGGAGGCAGACGAGCCGGAUGAAGAAGCAUUCCUCAAGGCGAGGGCAAAGGUGGAUGCUAGAAAGAGGAGUAAGGAGGAGAAAGCAGCAAAGGGUCAGGGCAGCAAUGGCGAGGGUGCAAGCAAGAAGACGAAGAAGACGUGAUGACGAGACUGCAACACGACUUUGUUUCACGUUCAGCGCUCCUGUGCAGCACGACCAUCACUGCUUUUGUAAAAUCGACAUGCAUACAGAAUUCGUCAGACGAGGUACAUUCGUAAGGUACAUGAGCACACGGGUACUAGGGUCAUCAGCCCGAGAGAGAGGCUACAUACAGUCGUCCAAAAGGGGGAAAGCCAUUAUUUGCGGCGAGCUUACGCAUCCAAGUAGGAGUAAAAAGCACUCAGCGACCACCAGGGAAUGGCAUUGGGAAGCCUCCCUGACCUUUCUCGCCCUGUCCCC